AUGUCGGUGGUUGUCGUCAAGGGUGCUACUGUGGCCGUCGGGGGAUGUGGAGUGAGGAGGAAUGCGAGCCGCCAAGAAUUGAAUAUCUGCCGCCGUGAGAUGAUGGAUUCGGGCGUGGGCGAGGAGCGAUUGGUGGUCAUGCUCAAGGAUGCUGACGUGGAGAGCGGGGGAUAUGGUGUACGGAGGAAGAUCGUCAGUUGA
Molecule: messenger RNA, 201 nt
Organism: Glarea lozoyensis ATCC 20868
Lineage: Eukaryota; Fungi; Ascomycota; Leotiomycetes; Helotiales; Helotiaceae
Exons: 1
Coding region: 1-201 (66 amino acids)
Source: RefSeq, a predicted model, not a curated record